Molecule: messenger RNA, 255 nt
Organism: Ostertagia ostertagi
Lineage: Eukaryota; Metazoa; Nematoda; Chromadorea; Rhabditida; Trichostrongylidae
Source: the annotation of a GenBank genome assembly
AUGGAUCCAAAUAGGGGAUUUAUCCAAGCACCUGGCAAACGAAAUGUGGCUUAUAAAUGCUCCAUAACCAGAGAUAAAAGAGGAGUCGACAAAGGUAUUUAUCCAACAUACUACCUUCAUCUAGAAAGGGAAGACAAAAAGAAGAUUUUCCUUCUGGCAGCUCGACGGCGAAAGAAAAGCACAACAGCGAACUAUCUCAUAUCAACUGACGCUACUGAUUUGAAAAGGGAAGGCACAGCGUUCGUGGGUAAAGUG